UGGGCUAUAAGAGUGGAAGGCAAAGUGGAGAUACAGAGCAGAUGCAAUCAGUUGUAGCACUUAUCAUUGACAGGAAGUGGGAUCUGUGAUGACCACAGGAAAUAUGCCUAAAUCUGUGUAACAAUACAAUUUGAGAGCACUCCUGUUCACUGCUGCAUGCAGCUGAGCUAAAUGGUGAGGAAGGCCCUGAGAUUUCAUGUGUGGUUAACUAUGGAUGCAAAGUAAACCAGCUUGUCUUGCUGUUCUUGUGAUGAUUUUGUGCACAGCUGUAGAGCCUCAGUGUGGGGGUGAUGGGAUGGCAGUUCUGAUUGUGAGUGAUGAUACCUGGUUGUGGAUUCAAACAGUCUUGAAGAAUGUGGCCAGUAGCCUGAUGACCUGGGAUGAUGUGGGAUAAGGGCACUGAGGCUGCUGGAAUGGGGUGUGAGCAGUGGCAAGUGUUAAGUGUUGCCUCUGCAUUUGGAUCAAGCUGUUGAGACUUAUUUGAUGGUGAAGCUCUAAUGACAUCAAUUGGUGUGCUGCCUGUUCUCUUGCCUUGCCCUAGCAAGUUGCAACCUGCCUCCAGGUGGAUCCCAGUGCAGAACCUACAGCAUCAUUAACUCUUAGCACUCCUGCACUCUAGGCCACAAUGGCAGGUCGAGGUGUAGCUGCUCGACCAAAUGGACCAGCUGCUGGAAACAAAAUCUGCCAGUUUAAACUUGUACUCCUGGGAGAGUCAGCAGUGGGGAAGUCCAGCCUUGUCCUGCGCUUUGUGAAGGGGCAGUUCCAUGAGUACCAGGAGAGCACAAUUGGAGCUGCCUUCCUCACACAGACAGUUUGUCUGGAUGACACAACAGUGAAGUUUGAGAUCUGGGAUACGGCAGGACAGGAGCGGUACCACAGCCUGGCCCCCAUGUACUACCGAGGGGCACAGGCAGCCAUUGUUGUCUACGACAUCACUAACACAGACACGUUUGUACGAGCCAAGAACUGGGUGAAAGAGUUGCAGAGACAGGCUAGCCCCAAUAUUGUAAUUGCACUAGCUGGAAACAAGGCAGACCUUGCUACCAAGAGAGCUGUGGACUUCCAGGAUGCACAAACGUAUGCAGAUGACAACAGCUUGCUGUUCAUGGAGACAUCAGCAAAGACAGCGAUGAAUGUGAAUGAAAUCUUCAUGGCAAUAGCCAAAAAACUGCCAAAAAGUGAACCUCAAAACAUUCCUGGUGGCCUAGGGAGGAAUCGGAUAGUUGACCUCCAGGAGAGCAGUCAGCCAACCAGGAGCCAAUGCUGCAGCAAUUGAGCAGCCCUUUCCUGCCUGAGAUGGAGCCCUUGAUUGACAUGACUGGAAUCCACUCUAACAGUUGCACUUACAGUAGAGGGGCUGCUGCUGGUGGUUGCUGUGAUUUUUCCAUCCCUUUCUGAUCAGAGGCUGGAGGGAUUUCUUCCACCUGCAGCUUUCUAUACAAAUACUAAUUCAAUUCUAAAGUCUUACAAGUCACUUUUUAAAAAUAUAUGAACUUCUCUUUCCUCUUCCUGGUGGUGGUAGUGGAUGCGUAACCUGGUGUCUGCUUAGCCAGCUCCUCCCUUCCCACAGGGGAGGGCCAGCAGCACCCAGGUCCCACAGUACUGUACUUCACUCUUGGAAACAAAGGGAUAUCAGGCUAGCCCAGCCACGUUUCACAUCACCCCCGCUCAAGAGCUGGGCCUGACACCAGUAUGAUAUUGCCUACAACAACCACUAAACUUGUAGUAUUAAGGAUACACUUGGGCUCUUCAGCCACUUAUUGACCAAAUCAGUGAUGAGUAUUCUGGGAUGGGCAGAGGGGAGCAAAACUGGUUUCUUCUGUAUUUUGUAUUGUAUGUUUCUUCAUGUAACCAAUCAGUAUCUUGUCAAUAUAGUACAUAUAAUUAGCUGCCUGUUGUCUUUAUUUGUGUUGGACUCUAGCCUGCCAACUAUUAUGUUUUUCUUUUCUAUCUCCAGUUCUGUUGUAAUGCACUAAUCCUAUUGCAACUUUUGCAAAAAAAAUCUUGUAUAGGAAAUUGUCUUUUUUUUUUUUUAUGGUUGUGGUGCCACUAACGUUAACCCUACUCUGGUGUGAAUACACAUAGUUUACUAAUGUAGACAGGUGGUAUGGAGGAAAACCUCAGAUGAUUUGUCAUUGGAAACUGUAUUGUAAAAGCCUGUAAUUCCUUGAAAUAUGAAGGGAGGAAUUAAAAUGGCUUCUGUUGCCAGACUCUAA
This is a messenger RNA of Colius striatus (speckled mousebird), 2216 nucleotides long. RefSeq names its product ras-related protein Rab-5C-like. The coding region runs from base 626 to 1276 and encodes 216 amino acids. The record is from RefSeq and is a predicted model, not a curated record. NCBI's taxonomy places the organism in Eukaryota, Metazoa, Chordata, Aves, Coliiformes, Coliidae. Gene Ontology annotation, molecular function: GTP binding; GTPase activity. The transcript is spliced from 7 exons.